Messenger RNA from Phoenix dactylifera (date palm), 1246 nucleotides. RefSeq names its product Thioredoxin superfamily protein. Gene Ontology annotation, molecular function: oxidoreductase activity, acting on a sulfur group of donors, disulfide as acceptor. The record is from RefSeq and is a predicted model, not a curated record. Lineage: Eukaryota; Viridiplantae; Streptophyta; Magnoliopsida; Arecales; Arecaceae.
UUCUCCGCCCAGGACGUUUAAAAAAAGACAAGGAUCUCUUUCGGGUCCCUGUUCCGAGCUCCUAGUGCCCGGGUGGAGGGCGCGAUGAUAGCAUGAAACGGAGGAGAUUUCCAAAUCCGAAACCUUGAUUCCGGAUUAAUCCCUAGGUCCUGGAAGCCUCUCGAUUCGCAUGGCUUCCGGUCGCCUUCUCUUCGUCUUCUUCCUGUUCUCCUCCUCUUGCUUCGCUUCUUCCCCUGUCUCGGCGUGGAAGGUGCCGCUGGCUCUGUACUACGAGACCCUGUGCCCUUACUGCUCCAAUUUCAUCGUCAACUACCUCGCCAAGAUCUUCGAAAAUGGGCUGAUCGACAUCGUCGAUCUCGAUCUCAUCCCUUACGGCAACGCCAGGGUCGGAUCCAAUGGCACCAUCUCUUGCCAGCAUGGUCCUAAUGAGUGUGUGCUGAACACCGUAGAAGCCUGCACCAUCAGUGCCUGGCCUGAUGUGAAUGAGCAUUUCAGUUUCAUCUAUUGUAUUGAGAGUUUGGUCAUGGAGCAUGAGUACCUUGACUGGGAAUCCUGCUUCUCAAGAACUGGGUUAGACUCGCAUGCUGUUAUGGAUUGCUAUAAAAGUGGAUACGGGAAAAAGCUUGAAUUACAGUAUGCAUCACAAACGGAUUCCCUUCAACCUCCUCACACAUAUGUGCCUUGGGUGGUAGUGGAUGGACAGCCACUUUAUGAUGAUUAUGAAAACUUCGAAGCUUACGUCUGCAAAGCUUAUGGUACUGGUGAGCUGCCAAAGGCUUGUGCCGGACUCUCUCUCAAGCUAAAGCCCAGAGUGGAAAACAAACAAUCAAACAUUUUGAUGAGACUGACUGGUCCUGCCAUAACCAUGGAGAAUGAUGAAAUGAAGAUAGAAAUGAUAAUUUAGACUUGCACUGUGACUUUGUACAAACCCAUAAUCAUCUAUCUUCUGACAGAAGCUCUUACCCUUAUAGCAAUUGGCAAGCCAAAAUAUGUCCUUCAAUGGCAGUCUUGUUAAUAGGAUCUUAAUUUGCUGUUUCUUUAUGCAUGAAAGAUAUAUGACUGUGUAAAUGCAAACAAAGAGGUUCUUGGGGAAAUAAUACAGGAUCAAACUUGCAUGCCCCAAUAAGCAUUGCACUGCCUCGUGUUGAAUCAGAUCUCAACCUCUGUUUGUAACUUUCGAGGAAAGAAUGCCAUGUCAGUGCUUUGCAUGAGUGCUUAUCAUUGCCGCAUAAGCAUGUUGUUCAAA